AUGGCUGCUGCAGGUUCCUGUCGUCACACGAGCCACAUGGAAAUUAUUUUUGUAUUCCUUGAGGGGAAUGAUGGACCCUGGAGCAGCUUUUAUCUUCGCGUGGGGUCCCCGGAGCAGUCCGUUCGAGUGCUUGUCUCUACGGCUUCCCCGGAGUCAAUGGUCGUCUUGUCAGACUAUGGUUGCUCUAAUUCAGUGUUUUCCAACGCGCCAUCAGACUGUGCAGUUUCCAGGGGAACCUUGUUCAAUGCGAACCAGUCCUCUAGCUGGGACGAGCUGGGUCUUUUCGGUAUUAACCAGAAUGGGGUUGGUCUCGAGGCCAACCUUGGAUACUCUCAAAGAGCAGACUUUAGUCUAGAUACUCUGAGUAUUGGUCUCACUGGUCCGACGCUUAAAAAUCAGACUGUCGCCGGGAUUGCAACUCCUAAACCUUUUUAUCUUGGAAUAUUCGGCCUGAAUCCGCAGCCCGUCAACUUUACCUCUCUGGGAAAUUUCUCUUCGCCCUCAUACUUUACUACCCUCAAAGAUGAAGGCACCAUUCCGAGUCUCAGCUGGAGCUAUACGGCCGGCGCCAAGUAUCGCUUGAAACAAGUCUAUGCUCAACUCAUCUUCUCCGGAUAUGAUACAUCUCGAUUCACUGCGAACUCAGUAUCAUUCUCCAUGGCCGAUGACGUCACCCGUGACCUAGUUGUUUAUCUUCAGUCCAUCAGCUAUAGUGGAUCAACUUCAGCUAUAUUACUAUCGGAUCCAAUUUUGAUAUUCAUUGACUCCACCGACCCCAACCUCUGGCUUCCGGAAGCUGUCUGUGACGCAUUCGAACAGGCCUUCGGGCUUACCCUCGAUAGUGAGAGUGGUCUAUACUUAGUAAAUGAUACUCACAAUACCGAAUUACUCAACUCGAAUGCGCAGGUCACAUUUCGACUUUCCGAUGUGGCUUCCGGCGGAGACGCCGUGACGAUCACCCUUCCGUAUGAUGCCUUUGCUCUGACUGCACAAGCUCCGCUAGUCGACAACAGCAGCUACUAUUUCCCGCUGAAACGUGCAGCCAACUCAACUCAGUAUACUUUGGGUCGAGCUUUCUUGCAAGAAGCAUAUCUCUCAGCCGAUUACGAGCGAGGCAUCUUCAAUGUAUCGGCAUGCGCUUGGGACGAAAACGCGGAGGAACACAUCGUCACUAUCAGUUCCAAGGAUUCUGACUCCGCCUGCUCGGGAAACUCAUGCCCGUCCGCUGGAGGGAGUUCCGACGACUCUUCGUCCCUGAGUAACGGCGCAGUGGCUGGUAUCGCGAUUGCGGCACUGGUUGGAGUCGCCAUUCUCGCGGCGGUCUUGUUCUUUUUCAUCCGCCGUCAACGCCAAAAGACGGCAUACAAAGCGACUCUGCCAGAGACAGAUGUAUCUGUCCUUUCCGGCCCGGUGCACAACGCUCCCCCUCCUCCUCCAGAGUCGUCAGACGAUUCUGCAUCGCAGACAAGAUUCUGGUCUCCGGAAGCCAUCCUGAACAGUGUUAGUGACAGUAAUUAUGGCCAAAGUAGCAGCAGUGGCGGGAAUGGGAACCAUGAGCAGAGUGUUGAUGAGAAUGGGAUGGAAUUAGAUGGCGACGGAACACAGAUCCAGCCAGUUUAUCACGAAUUGGAUGGCAGUGAAGUCGGAAAGUGA
This is a messenger RNA of Penicillium arizonense, 1653 nucleotides long. Its product is annotated as pepsin-like aspartic protease. Lineage: Eukaryota; Fungi; Ascomycota; Eurotiomycetes; Eurotiales; Aspergillaceae. The transcript is spliced from 5 exons. The record is from RefSeq and is a predicted model, not a curated record. Bases 1 to 1653 code for a protein of 550 amino acids.